This is a messenger RNA of Bolinopsis microptera, 3145 nucleotides long. Its product is annotated as gamma-secretase-activating protein-like. The transcript is spliced from 14 exons. Gene Ontology annotation, cellular component: trans-Golgi network. Gene Ontology annotation, biological process: positive regulation of amyloid-beta formation. Lineage: Eukaryota; Metazoa; Ctenophora; Tentaculata; Lobata; Bolinopsidae. The coding region runs from base 132 to 2714 and encodes 860 amino acids. The record is from RefSeq and is a predicted model, not a curated record.
AAUCUUAGAAUCGAGCGCUCAUUUUGGUGACAUUCUUAUCGCCCUCCUGCGUGUCGUCGGUUUUCUAUUUGAUCGCUGACUUCUGAUGCGGCCAUUAUACUGGCUUUUCCUUGUUGCUAUUGUAUCUCACAAUGUUGACAUUUAAAAAAGAAUUCGAUUUGGAGGAGGUAUACGAAUUGGUAAAGAAGGAAUGCGAAAGUGCAGCUCUCAGCCGGUCGGACUGUGGACUGAAAUGCAUAGGAUACCAGACAGAUAUACUGCUUUUCGCCUGCAAUACUAUUGUCGAUGAGAAGAUGGUUACGAAGAUUGGGUAUUAUUGCUUUCAGGAAAAGAUGGUUAUGGACCUUUACGUUCACCAGGAGGUUAUGGAAGUUCUUGUUGGAUCUGUAAACCCUGAAAAGAAUCUUCUUGUUUACGCAAGAAAAAAGAAUUUAAAGAGUUCAAACUAUCAAUCCUGUCUUGUCGAACUUAUUAACAUGAAGACUUUCGAUUUAAACAUCGAUAGUCCACAGACACAACAUCUACUGUUCUUUCCCUGGAGAAAUGCGAAAGAAAAGGGUACUCGAAAAGAGCAUUUGGUCUUUUUUAUUGAAAAACGGCGACUCGGCAUCAUUCAUAUAACAACGACCGUCAAUCAGUUCGACAAGAUAGAAGUUCAGCAAAUCCAGAAAGAGUUCCUCGUUCAACACUACGUUUGGUAUCAGCUAGAUCUGACAGCUAUGCGGCUAUACUACGUCUACCUUCAACAGCGGGUAACAGCUGGAGAAGUUCGCACGUCCAGCUCAAUGUUUAAUGUUUACCAGUUCUCCUCCCGAAGUAACCCUGAGAUAGUCCUCUCUGUCAGUAUCCCUCUGCCACUGUACCCUGAACUCUACUCCGGCAGUAAGAGGUACAUGAUCGGGCCCACCAGCUGUAGCAUGCCCGACAGCAGGGUCAACGUGACAGUGCUCCGUCCCUCCAGUGACAUUGAGAGUUUAGUCCUGUGUAUUGGGUAUAAUGCUCACUACUUCGUCUACCUUAUACAUAGUGGAUUCCUUGUGGAAUGUAAACACGGUGAAGCGGAGGGCGAAACGCAGUGUGUAAUGUUCUUCAGCAUGGCUGGUUAUGUGUUCGUGUACUCACCUCCUACUGUCCUCCACUGUAUAGAUGCCAGCUCGACCCACCUUACAAGAAACAGUAUGGUGUUUGAAGACGUGCCCCUACCCUGUUCUCUCACCAUCGACCUGCAAGAUUAUGUUCAGCAUGCUGGCAAGGAGAUGCCUCUGUGUCCCUUGAAACUUAUGUCGGGGGACCCUGCAUUAAUAGUCAAUCAGUCUACCAUAUACCGGAUUGAGCUGAAGUCGGAAGAUAUCUUAUCUCGGUACAAGUCUAUUUCUUGUCCUGCAACCUGGUCCUUCCUCAUGCAUCUCGCAGUAGAUCAUCUCAAAGAAUUGAAGUUGGCUCACAAGAUGUUGCUACAUUCGAUGGCAGUGUAUCCUAGCAGUAAGAUUUCAGAGCUUAUCAAGGAAUUCUUACUCACAGCUAGUCAUGUAACUCUAUUCGAACAGGAGGGAAUCACAAAUGACAUGCUGAGUGCCAUGCCUUAUGCUAACGAAGAUCCCCAGCUAGCAGUACUGGAUCGGAACAGAAUAUUGAAGAUAUCAAACAUUUUCCAGACAAUAACGAAGCCUAUGUUGACCUCCCAGAAGGUCCUCAACAUCGUCACUUACGCCGGCCCCUUCAUCAGGUUUAACUUAGAAGAAUUUGUGACGCGCUGUGCUCCAAUGGUAUCGCAUACCCCGGGGGCAACGACCCAUUCAACGUCACGGUCAUCUAUAUCUGGUCCAAGCAGUACUGCACCCUCUAGCAGUGCCAACAGUACAAGCUCUAAUGAGGACAUCCAGUCCCUCUCCUCUCACUGUAAUGAUUCGGACGACGAGGAGAAGUUGCUGGCCGACACGAUCUGCAAUGCACUGGAGUAUCACAUCAAACGGAGAUUUAAUGAGACUCUCCGUUUGAAACAUUGCCAAGACGCAGCUAAGCAAUACUUCCUCAAUCUGGCUAAACAGUGCAGAAUAGUGCUGUCCCUGGUGUUGAUAUCGACAGGGAGAACUCCAGAUUGGUAUCCAGAAUCUGACUGUUUGCAGGAAGAUGUGCCUGAACCUGGCAUCGGAGCUCUACUUAAACUGUUAGACGUUCUAAAGUACACUAUGAUACAGUUAGGGUGCCCUGCUCCAAUUACUUUCGAGUGGGUGCAUGUCUACAGUGCAUAUAAAGCGCUGUCGACGGAACUGUUCUUGAGAAGACUCUCGACCAAGUCGGUCAAGGUUACCCCUACGACGGUGAAAAAGUUUUUGUCGAUGCUCCCAAAAGACUCAGAAUCACAGAUACUGUGCAGUGCUCUAGUCUCCUCACUAUCCCGCAGCCAAGCAUUGCAAGCUCUCAAAGCUUGGGACAGCCCCACUUAUCGCAGUUUUACUGCACAGAAUUACCUGGUAGCACUGCGAAACAAGGUGGGAUCAGGUCUCCGCAGUCCGGCUGAACCUGUCUCUGACACACCAAGCUACCUUCGUACUCAUCCCUUUAUCCCUGUUAACAGUUUCUACUCGUAUCUCUAUCACAAGAUUCAGGCCCCCGAUCUGGCUAGGAAGUUGCAGGCUCUGAGUGACAUGAGCAUGGAGAAGACUAGGGAGAGGGAAACGGACGGUACACUGAGAGGCAUUACUUUUUACUAGAUUAUAAUCGAUCAGGAAUUUAAUCAUAUCCAUUUCAAGACACUAAAGGGGACCUGUGGUUUUAAAAUAGCACUUUUUUUGGUAUGAUAUUAGAUUUCUGAGUAAUAAAUUAUGUUCUUAAUUUUAUAUUAGUCAACUGAACUUGGACAUAAGUAUAAUCGCAAAUUUUGUGCGAUUCCAUAAACCCAUAAAUCCAAUUUUUAUUUUUAAACAUUGCAAAGUAGGACAUCGCUGGCGAUGCCUAUUACAUGAUUUAAAUCAUUGCAUUAUGUGACGUUGUUUAUUUAGGUUUAGUUUUUCUAGUGAACAAUUGAUACUGUCUUUACUUUAACAAAAGCUAUAAAAUGUAAAACAAAAUAAUAUAGCGAAUUAAAUCCUAUGUUUUUAUACGAUUAUAAUGUAUGAGAUUGUUUAACAGUUUAUUGCUGAUG